AUGGCGGCGGCAGUGCCGGUCUGGUUCAUCUCCCUGGCCGGACUCGGCGCCCUGUACCUGUCCGCUGCCUGCAUCCGUCUCCUCGCCCACCUCGCCCUCUGCCUCCGCCGGCCCAUCGACCUCCGCCGCCACUACGGUUCGUGGGCGGUCGUUACCGGCCCAACCACAGGGCUAGGCCGAUCCAUGGCCAUGGAGCUCGCCCGCCGUGGCAUCAGCCUCGUCCUCCUCGACCUCGACGCGGCCAACCUGCAAUCCGUCUCGGCUGCCCUCCACGAGGCCCACCCCGGAGUGGAGACCAAGACCGUAGUGUUCGACCUCUCUCUCGUCGGAUCCGCCGCCGGCGACGAGGCGAUGCGGCAGCUCAAAGAGGCCACAGUGGGGCUGGACGUGGGGCUACUGGUGAACAACGCCGCCGUGAAUCGGCCCGGCGCGAUGUACGUGCACGAGGCGGACGUGGAGCGGCUGGCAAGGAUGGUGCUGGUGAACUUGAUGGCGCUCACAGAGGUGACGGCGGCGGUUCUGCCGGGGAUGCUGGAGCGGGGAAGGGGCGCCAUUGUCAACGUCGGGUCCGGGUCCACGGUGGCCGUGCCUUCCUUCCCGCUCUACACCGUCUACAGCGCCACAAAACGGUACGUGCAGCACCUGACGCGGUGCCUCAGCGUGGAGUACAAGCACAGGGGCAUCGACGUGCAGUGCCAGGUCCCGUUCUACGUGCACACCGGCAUGCUGUCGCCGGCAAUAGAGGCGACCAUGACAUUCCCGGCGUUCGUGGCGACCGCCGACGCGUACGCCCGGGACGCGGCGCGGUGGAUCGGCCACGGCGUGCUCUGCGUGCCCGACGUGUCCCAGCAGCUGCAGUGGUUCCUCGCCGGUCUUGUCCCCAACGCCGUCCACGACUGGUACCGCCUCCGGCAGCAUCUAAAGCACAGGGCCAUCCUCCGGCCGAAGCUCGCGUGA
This is a messenger RNA of Triticum turgidum subsp. durum (durum wheat), 957 nucleotides long. The record is from the annotation of a GenBank genome assembly. NCBI's taxonomy places the organism in Eukaryota, Viridiplantae, Streptophyta, Magnoliopsida, Poales, Poaceae.